AUGCGUCCGCGCGUUCUUGAUUAUGAUGUGCAUUCCUGUUCAUCGUAUUCAGCUUCAUACCUGCCAGAAAAUAUUAAGAUUAAUAAUCCUCAGGACCAAUCCUCCCGAUGGUCCUCUGGAUCCAACAAUCAAAUGCAAUAUAUUAUGAUCAAGCUGCACUCCAUGGCCGUUGCUCACUCAAUUACUUUUGGAAAAUAUCACAAGGUUCAUGUCUGUAACCUCAAAGAGUUCAAGGUCUUCGGGGGUCUGACCACUUCCAACAUGACCGAGCUCUUGCAUACCGGGCUACGGAAUGACAGUGAGCCGGAGACAUUCCUGUUGAAGCACAAAACAAAUUCGGUUGUGUUCCCCUGUCAGUACAUUAAGAUCGUACCAUUAAUGGCUUGGGGCGCCAAUUUCAACUUUAGUGUGUGGCAUGUAGAGGUCAAGGGUGUAGCAGAUCCUGGAUUAGUUCAAGAAACAUAUUUCCAGUACAUUAACUUUCGUGAAACAGAAUCCGUACGUUUGUGCCUCAAACACUUUCGCCAGAGGAACUUGACAGAUGCAUUCGAAGCAUUACAACAACGGACUAACGUUCAACUGGAGGACCCAUUGCUCACAAAAGUGUAUCAUGAAUUAGUGAUUAAAGGGAACUUCAAACGUGUGGAGGAACUCAUGAUGGAAGCUGCACAGCUUGGUCUUUUUGACGCCUAUAUUCAAUCGUAUGACUAUAAACCAAUCUGGAAACGUCUCAAUUCUAAUAGCCACCGCCAAGGACUACAUCAUCAUCAUCAUUUCUACCAUCCAUACACAGAAGAGAGCCCCAGGCAUCGGGGUGGACACCAGAUGUGCAUCGAUACCCAAGGAGGAUAUGUGUAUCUAAUGGGUGGCUGGGAUGGAGUACGGGACUUGGCCGAUUUUUGGGCAUAUCACAUACCAUCACAAAAGUGGAUCUUGAUCUCUGCUGAUUGCUCUUUACAAGGUGGUCCGAGCGCUCGGUCAUGUCAUAAAAUUUGCUUCAGUCCACAACAAAAAGCAAUUUUUUUACUGGGCAAGUAUGUCGACCCUGAGGUCAGAAGCAAAGUUGAUUUGAGUUCCGACUUUUGGCGUUUCGAUAUUGACCCAAACUCGCCUCCUCGAGGUCGGUGGACAAAGAUUGCCGCUAAUACCGCGGCCAUGAAUGGCCCAGAACUCAUUUAUGAUCACCAAAUGUGCUUGGAUCCGGUUUCACAAACCCUUUAUGUUUUUGGGGGACGUGUGGUUCACCUGGACAAGAAUGUACAGCACUACAGUGGCCUGUAUUCGUACCAUAUCUUGUCCGGAAUUUGGAGACUUCUUCGUACAGAUGGACACCCACCGCCUAGACAAGAUGGAAACACAAUAUUGCGCUCUCGAAUUGGACAUUCAAUGCUCUAUGAUAACGUAACACGUAGCCUGGUGAUCUUUGCAGGCCAGAUGAACAAGGAUUAUCUGUCUGAUUUCUAUGUGUAUGAUAUUGCAGCCGAUCGAGUGAUUGAGGUCUGCAAGGACUACAACAAGCAAGGUGGACCUGAAGCUGGCUUCACGCAACGUGCCACCGUGUCCCCCAGAUGCCGUGAGAUCUAUGUACUCUCGGGUUUAGUCAAGGACAGAACAUUGGGUGCUGAGACGUUCAUUCAAAAGCAUCAUGAAUCGUGGGCGUACCUGUUUGAUCAUGGGUCGUGGCAAAAGAUAUUUCAAAAUUCAAGUUCAGAAGCGGGGGACCCUAAUGAAUCUGAACCAGUCCCUCGGUAUGCCCACCAACUGGUGUAUGAUGAUGUCAAUGAGGUUCAGUACUUAUUCGGAGGCAACCCAGGCGAGCAGGGAAAUAUGAGUAAGAGGCUGGAUGAUUUCUGGGAGCUUCGCCUUUACAGGCCGAAUUCAGAAGAAGUUAUUCGAAGAACAAGGUAUCUCGUUCGUACGCAACAGUUCAAGGAACUCUGGGCUACAAAGAAUAAACAAGACCAGUCCUCACGAGCACUCAGGUUCCUGCAGAUGGAGCUCAGCAGCGUUCUCGAUCAGUCCAGCAAGGCAGAGAAUGAAGAAUUCAGGACUUUGAUUCGUGGCCUCUUA
Lobosporangium transversale is the source of this 2070-nucleotide messenger RNA. Its product is annotated as Muskelin N-terminus-domain-containing protein. Gene Ontology annotation, cellular component: cytoplasm. The transcript is spliced from 10 exons. The annotation marks the transcript as partial. Lineage: Eukaryota; Fungi; Mortierellomycota; Mortierellomycetes; Mortierellales; Mortierellaceae. Gene Ontology annotation, molecular function: protein binding. The record is from RefSeq and is a predicted model, not a curated record.